UCAGACUUUUAAAUUUAAAAAAAAGGAACAAAUAAAGUCAACAAUAUUUGAUUUUUCAUUAUUGUUAAAUAAUGUAUUUCUGAGCAAUACGAAAUAUUGUUAGUUUAUUGUUGCUCUGCGUUAUUGGAAGUCGAGUAACUGCGUUACGGAAAGCGAUUUUUCUUGAUUUAUUGAUAUUGCAUUAAUUUAAAUUGAAUAUUGAUAAAGAUGAUUCAGAUUUAUCUGAAGAUGAUUAUUGUUUUUUGCUUGCUGAGUGGAGGACGUGGAUUUGAGAGAAAUCAUCCUCGUAAGAUGAUUCAUUCAGAAGUCAAUAUGACUUUACUUUUGAAUAUAUUUAAAGAUGACAAAAUUGAACCUCUAGUUGGAAGAAAUUACAUUUAUUCGACAUUGAAACCGAAAUUGUUGAAUUUCACGAAGAAAAAUGUCGAGGAAAGAACUCAUUCCUGGAUGAUAGAAUCAUAUCCCAAAAGGAAAAUUGAAUAUUCGGGAGAUGAUGUCGAUAAAACUGCAACAUUUCCAUCGUCAUCAAUACCAUUUAAUUGGAUUCAAAAUUGGAAGAAAUUUAUGGACGUAAAAAAUGAGGAAGAGACGUUAAAUUCUAUUGCCUCGUUAUCUCGUAAUAAUAGAAGACACCCGAAGUCUGAUAAAACUGUUCAAGAUAGAAAAUAUAUUGAAAGAAUUAACCCAUAUUUAAGUGUAUUUAUACUGAUGUUAGUUUGGAUAUUUGUCGUCAUUUUAAUGUUCCUCUGCUACUACUUUUUGUGUGCAGAGAAGUUUAACUUUAUUAUUCUUAGAGCUUUUUUUAAAAAAGAGAUGAUAAAAUUGAAGGCAGACAAAUUAGGUGACUAUCAACUGCUUCAAAAUCUAGACGAAGUGGUAAUUAAUGAACAAGAGUAUUUAAAAUUAAAUGAAGUAACUAUGUCUGAAAAAAGUGACGAAUUACUUGUUCUGGCUAUAGACCAGUUAAAAGAGCGUCAGAAAUUCUUCCAAAGUGAAGAUGAUCCACAAUCAUCUUUCACCAUAAAAAUUGAAGAAUGUGCAGAAAAGAAAGAUGGAGUCGAAAGCAAAGCUGAAAGAAGCGACUCUUGUAUGUGGACGAAAAAUAAGUCCUUCCAAAUGGAGAAGUUACAAAUCAGAAACACUGAAAUGGAAUCCGAAAACGUCACGAAAUACUUUGUCAAACAGAAUUUACCGAUUGAACCUAUGGAUGUCACCAACAAAAUGUUUCGUGAUAAUCCUUCUAAUGUGAAAAAUGAUCUCGCAAAUUUAGAAAUGUUUGAGGAAUAUUCUCAUUCUAAUAAAGUUGUAUCGAACGAUUUGGAAAAAGGUCUGAUUACUUUUAAAUUAGGACACAGAAAUCUCUUGGACUCAUUUCAAAAGAGGAUUUCUAGAGAAUAUUCAAACUCUGAAGAAUCUUGGAGAUUUGAUAAGUUGCAUUAUUUUGUACUUGUCAAGAAACCAAAAAACUUUAAUGCAAAUAAUAUUAUAUAAAUUCUCAAAAAACGAACACAAAAUUAUAUUCAUUUUAU
Molecule: messenger RNA, 1529 nt
Organism: Centruroides sculpturatus (bark scorpion)
Lineage: Eukaryota; Metazoa; Arthropoda; Arachnida; Scorpiones; Buthidae
Exons: 3
Coding region: 208-1491 (427 amino acids)
Source: RefSeq, a predicted model, not a curated record